AUGAACGUCGAGAACGAGAGGCAGUCGUCCCCCGCCAUCCACAAUGUCCCCCUAAAUGACGUCGAAUCUGGCUUUGGUCGCGCAUCCCGAAGUCGAACUCUCGCAUGGCCCAGCUUUCGAGGCUUCUCUGCUUCAGAGGUUCUUUAUGAUCCAGCAAAGCUGGCUCCGCUCCUCGAACACUUUGCCGACCACUGGCAGGAAUAUCUAGAAGACUGGUUCACUAAACUGGGCAUCGUCAUCACCCCCAGCUAUUUACAGCACUUGGUCGGCGGCCAGCCCCCGCCGCAGACAAAGCUGCAUGCGAUCGCUGCGCUGGAUGGUUUGCGAGGAUGGGCCUGUUUAUUGGUGUUCAACUUUCACUUUCUCUUCACCUAUACUUGGAAGGUCGCGGUUGGGUGGGGAUUCAACAAUGAGAACUGGCAUCUGUAUCAGCUGCCUAUCAUCCACGUCCUGGUCUCGGGUCACAUCAUGGUCGCCAUAUUCUUCGUAAUAUCGGGCUAUGUCCUUUCCUAUAAGCCGCUCAAAUUGGUCCGCAGUCGGGCUUACGAUGAGACAUAUGUUACCCUGGCUUCUUCGACAUUACGACGAGGCCUUCGCUUAUACAUCCCCUCGUUCGUUGGCAUCUUUCUUGUCUUGGUAGCCGUACGAUUGGGCGCAUACAAUUAUUCGCAAAAAGUUCUUUUUGAAGGCCACACGAUCAGGGGUACCAACGAACAACAUCCACCGAUCAUGGUCAGAUCUCUGACCAAACAGUUGUGGGACUGGUAUUAUACGCUUACGCGCCUUAUGGACCCGUUCGACUGGGCCUUGUAUUAUAAUAACUAUAAUCCUCACCUGUGGACGAUUCCCGUUGAGUUCCGCAGCUCUAUCGUUCUCUUCCUUACAAUUCUCGCUACAGCGCGCGUGAAGACAGCCGUUCGUAUAUCCUUGGUUAGCAUGUUGGUAUGGUUCUGUAUGCGCUAUGGCCGCUGGGAUGUCGUUCUUUUCCUGGGCGGUAUGCUUAUGGCUGAGGCCGACCUAAUCCAAGGUCUUUGGGAGACAUGCCCAUCUUCCGGAGAGGCUGGUGAUAAAGAGAAACGCAGCUGGACCAGCGCUGCCUUGCCUCAACGCCAAUUCUCCUUUCGCUUGGUGAAUCGCAAGCGCUGGAUCGCUCUUUUCAUCCUGGGAUUAUAUCUAGGAUCUACCCCCAACACCGGGUACAAGUUUACGCCCUUCUUCAUGUGGACUUGGCAUAUCACACCAAAAACAUAUCCGGAACCGCACCGUUUUCCACAGACCUUAGGUGCGCUCAUGAUUGUCUACAGUAUCAACCAUUCAAAAGAUAUCCAAAAGCUCUUUGUCAACCCCGUGUCGCAGUACCUUGGGAAGAUCUCCUUCGCGUUUUACAUUGUCCACGGGCCCAUCCUCCACUCAUUGGGGUACUCGCUCAUGCCAAACAUUUGGCAUAUCACUGGCAAAGAGACAGACUUUCAGUACUGCCUCGGCUUCUUCAUUGGCUGGCUCAUCUGUCUUCCGAUCUCGCUCUGGGCAGGUGACCUUUUCUGGCGUUUGGUUGACAUUCCAAGCGUAAAUCUAGCAAAGUGGAUCGAGACCAAGGUCCUCGCCCAAACAGCGGGACGCGAAAAGCAAGAGAGAGUUGCAUAG
Messenger RNA from Aspergillus nidulans FGSC A4, 1644 nucleotides. RefSeq names its product acyltransferase family protein. The record is from RefSeq and is a predicted model, not a curated record. Gene Ontology annotation, molecular function: acyltransferase activity, transferring groups other than amino-acyl groups. NCBI's taxonomy places the organism in Eukaryota, Fungi, Ascomycota, Eurotiomycetes, Eurotiales, Aspergillaceae. The transcript has a single exon. Bases 1 to 1644 code for a protein of 547 amino acids.